Molecule: messenger RNA, 1890 nt
Organism: Homarus americanus (American lobster)
Lineage: Eukaryota; Metazoa; Arthropoda; Malacostraca; Decapoda; Nephropidae
Product: pre-mRNA-splicing factor RBM22-like
Exons: 4
Coding region: 60-1535 (491 amino acids)
Cellular component (GO): U2-type catalytic step 2 spliceosome; Prp19 complex; U2-type catalytic step 1 spliceosome
Molecular function (GO): metal ion binding; pre-mRNA binding; U6 snRNA binding
Source: RefSeq, a predicted model, not a curated record
GAGGGGAGGGCAGCAGUGCGCCAGACAGAGGAACAUCGUCACAACACAAGCUGGUAAACAUGGCUAUGUCCAAGUCCACAAACACUUACAACCGACAAAACUGGGAAGAUUCGGACUUCCCUAUUCUGUGUCAAACAUGCCUUGGGGAUAACCCUUAUGUGCGAAUGAUGCGUGAUCGGUAUGGUAAAGAAUGCAAAAUUUGCACACGUCCCUUCACGGUGUUCAGAUGGUGCCCUGGUGCAAGAAUGAGAUUCAAGAAGACUGAGGUUUGCCAGACAUGUGCCAAGAUCAAGAACGUCUGUCAGACCUGCUUAUUAGAUCUUGAGUAUGGGCUACCAACACAGGUUCGGGACUCUGCCCUCAGCUUGGCUGAUGAUAUGCCCAAAAGUGAAGUAAACAAGGAAUUCUACAUCCAGAACAUGGAGAGACAGAUGGCAGCUUCCUCAGAUGGAACCACUGCUGGUGGGGCAUUAGGGAAAACCAAGUCACACUCCGAGAUGCUUCUUCGUCUAGCCCGCACAACGCCAUACUACAAGAGAAAUAGACCACACAUAUGUUCAUUUUGGGUCAAAGGUGAAUGUAAGAGAGGUGAAGAGUGCCCCUAUCGGCAUGAGAAGCCCACUGAUCCUGAUGAUCCUCUUGCUGAUCAGAAUAUCAAAGAUCGCUAUUAUGGUGUUAAUGAUCCAGUUGCUGACAAACUACUGAAGAGGGCAGCAGCAAUGCCAAGACUGGAGCCCCCAGAGGACAAGUCUAUCACCACUCUAUAUGUUGGUAAUUUAGGUGAUAGGAUUGGUGAAAAAGAAUUGCGAGAUCAUUUUUACCAAUAUGGUGAACUGCGCAGUGUGAAUGUCGUAGCUAAACAACAGUAUGCAUUCGUUCAAUUUACUACUCGUUCUGCUGCAGAGCUAGCAGCUGAGCGUACGUUUAACAAACUCAUUAUACAGGGUCGGCGCCUUAAUAUCAAAUGGGGCAGAUCCCAAGCUAGACAGGGAGGAGUAGGAAUUGGAGGAGUUGAAGAAUUAGAGGGUGACGACACUGCUCCUCAACCUCUGGAACCAGUACCUGGCCUCCCUACACUUCCCCCACCACCUGAAGAACUCCAUAACAACUUCUUCAAUUUACCCUCUACUGCUGCCAGCAUACCACUUCCGCCUGGCCAGGCACCUCCAGUUGCUGGUGCCCCAACAAUACGACCUCCAAUGCCUCCUGGUCAGGCCCCUCCCAGACCACCUGCUCCCCCUCCAGGUAGUCUUCCAGGAGGACCUCCUCCAUUGGGUACUCCUCUAGGCCCUCGACCCCCUCCUGGUGUACCUCCAGCACCUCCAGGUCAUUUGCCACCAUUACAGCCUCCUCCGUUCUUUCCCCCUCAUCUUCGUGCACCAUUACGUCCCCCUCCAGGGAUUCGUCCUCCUACAUAUUUUCCUCAGCCACCACCAAUCCCAGGUGUCGGUCCCCCACCCCCCCUCACCCAUGGUAUUAUCCAUUAUCCUUCACAAGAUCCUACUCAAAUGGGAGCUAAUCCUGAUAAAAAGUAAUCUGUUUGUAUCUUAAACUUUUUUGUAGUUUAAAAUUAUUUAACAUGAUGAACUGUGUGAAAGUUUUAUGUAAGACUUUUUUGUCACUUAUGAUAGAGACUUCGAGAUAAGAAACAAUCUGACAAAACACUUGUUAUUAAUAGUUACUGUACACUAUAUUUCUAAAUUAAAAAAUUGUACAUCUGCUAUGUAUACUGUACUGUACAUUUAUAGCAGUAAACAAAGCAUGUUUGAAUAUCAGUGUGUAAAUUUAUUACCUUUGUACAUCUUAAAUGUUUACUAAAAUAUCAUUGUAAAGAUUUGAUAUUUUUCUGUAGUUGUGGAUUAAUUUAUGUAAUAAAAACGAUUGGUUCAA